Messenger RNA from Sebastes umbrosus (honeycomb rockfish), 9245 nucleotides. RefSeq names its product neuronal PAS domain protein 2 (gene npas2). The transcript is spliced from 22 exons. Gene Ontology annotation, cellular component: CLOCK-BMAL transcription complex; cytoplasm; nucleus. The record is from RefSeq and is a predicted model, not a curated record. Bases 1887 to 4505 code for a protein of 872 amino acids. Gene Ontology annotation, molecular function: protein dimerization activity; RNA polymerase II cis-regulatory region sequence-specific DNA binding; DNA-binding transcription factor activity, RNA polymerase II-specific. Gene Ontology annotation, biological process: regulation of transcription by RNA polymerase II; circadian regulation of gene expression. Lineage: Eukaryota; Metazoa; Chordata; Actinopteri; Perciformes; Sebastidae.
AACACACAGUCGCACUAAGGCUUUGUCUAAAUAUCAAAGACCCUGACAGAGGUACACAUUUCUUAUCAGGAGUCUGUCAAACAUAACUAAAUCAAUACAGGAAAGAGGGGGGGAAAUCCUUUGGUGUGAUUAUCGUGAUGUACAAACAGUAUCGGCGAGUACCCAAAUGUAAGUAUUUGUACUCGUACUCGGUCUGAAAAAAAGUGGUAUCGGUGCAUCCCUAGAAAAUACAGACUGUGAAAAGACUUGGGGUCCCAUAUUUAGCAGCUGUCCAAGAUUACAAUUGCUUCUGUUCAGAUUUUGUUCUUUUAUCAGCCAAAAUACAGGAUCACAUUCAGGUCUGUCAUAAAUAUAACAUCUACCUACUGACAAUCACUUAUCCCAGACAAAUGACGGCUAUUAAUACAAUUCAAGACUCGUCUACAAUUUUUGACAUUCUCUGUAGACUCUGUGGAGAUUGCACAGAUUAACUGUGGAAUGAUUAACAUACUGAUGGAUUAUGACAAUCAAAUACCGGUAGGGUUGUUUAUAGCCUAAAGUUGCACCUCCUUCUUAUCAUCUCCUAAUAGGUUGUCUUACGUGCUCAUUUUCAGUUGUUUUAAAAGUUGUCAACAUGUGGAUACACUGUACAUCUGCAUCUGGUUUCAUUUGUGUGAUCAUUUGACAGGAGCAAAACAUUUGGAGCAGGUCCAUUAUGAGCCCUUGAAUUUAGUCAUGCAGACUGCUGACCCACAUUUGGGACUUCAGCUGGGGGAAAAGGCAACCAGGAAGUUGUAAAAAAAAAAAAAAAAAAAAUCCAUAGGAAGUGGGGAAGUACUUGAGGGGAAAAACAAAAGGCCUUCAACUUCUUGUUUUAAUUGUCAUAAUUUAGGUUUGCCUAAGGUUUUUUUUUUUUUUUCUUCCAGAUUGAGAUAAAUGGUUUAUAAACUUCUAAACAGGGUCAGACAGGCUAAUCUGUUCUGUCUUGCUGGCAGGGAGGAGACACUGUUUCCCCUCACCUCCUCCACAUGCGAUCUGUCUUCAUACUUUAGUCUGACAGUGCCUUUGGACCUGGCUUAUUAAAGGUUGCUUGUCAUGCUUCCAUGGCCAAAGUGGUAUUAUAGGCGACACUUCAGACCGUUCCGAUGACAUUUAGUGGGGUGCUAUUAUGCAUUUAGCACGUGUUAAAGAUUACAAGCAGCCCCCUCCUCCUGGUCACUACAGGUUUGUGUCGGUAGUGUUGCACACAGCCGCCUGCUUAUGCUGCUGCCGUCGUUAGCCGAGUAUUGAGCUACCAGCUGACCUACUUUCUCUGCUCUCAGCCGCUCGGUCCUGUUUACAAGUCCCUGCCAGCGGAGGAUGUGGAGUACAGUGCCUGGAAAAUAGACGGACACAGCCAGCAACUAUAGCAAACAGCACGAAAUGGGACAUUUGUUGGCGUGUUGUUGAUGAAUUGGGACCGUGGCCAAAGCCACAGAGCUUCUCACCGGCGAUUAAUAACGUUAUAGCGUUAUGAACUUAGAGGCGUUGUUAUGCAAUGUAACGCUUUCGGUGCUCUCGCCUGGCCAGUCACACGCUGCUAGUUGCGCUCAGCUGCGAUGCUGUAGUUUAGUAAAACAUGACUACAUUGAUUAAAGUGAAGUGUGGAUCUGUAUUUGUGCUGGAGACACGUUUUCAAGGAUUUGGUGUUUCUUUGGUGGACUCGAGGAGGUGGUGGGCAGCUGGUCCGCGGUAGGUUUUUCCAAAAGAGUGUUCAGACGAGGUCAGCGCGGAUGGGACUUAUAAGACUUCAGAAAGGGCCUGGUUGGGAAAAGGAGUGAGUAUGGACAACCUUUCUGACUUCGGGGGCCCCUGUCCAUCCACCCGCACCGACUGGGACACCAACAGCUGCGUGGACGAUUUAAUGGAUGACGACGAGAAAGACAGGGCAAAAAAGUAUUCAGGCAUCUCGUAACAAAUCGGAAAAGAAAAGAAGAGACCAAUUCAAUGUGCUCAUCAAGGAGCUAUGCACCAUGCUGCAGGGUCAAGGCCAUCCGCGCAAGAUGGACAAGUCCACCAUACUGCAGAGAACCAUUGACCAUCUGCAGAAACAGAAAGACAUCACUGCACAGAACGAAACUUGCGAUGUGAGACAGGACUGGAAGCCUUCGUUCCUCAGUAAUGAGGAAUUCACUCAGCUGAUGCUGGAGGCCCUAGAUGGUUUCUUGGUCGCGUUAACUACAGACGGCAACAUCAUAUACGUAUCUGACAGUGUGUCUUCACUCAUUGGCCAUUUACCGUCAGAUAUGGUGGACCAAAAUAUCUUGAAUUUCCUCCCGGAGCGGGAACACGGGGAGGUGUAUAAGCUGCUAUCAUCCCACAUGCUGAUGACUGACCCCAUUGCUGCUGACUUCCUUGACAGUGAGGCACAUAUUGAAUUUUGCUGUCAUCUGGCCAGAGGUAACAUUGACCCAAAGGAGCCGCCUGUAUACGAAUACGUCAAGUUUGUGGGAGAUUUCAAGUUUCAUAAUAAUGUGCCUACAUCUUCUUGUAACGGGCUGGAUUUGACGUUACCAAGAAGCCUGCAGUCAUCGCUGGAGGAGCAGGUCUGCCUCAUUGCUACUGUACGAUUAGUCACUCCACAGUUUCUAAAGGAUUUGUGUAAUGUUGAAGAUCCCUGUGAUGAAUUCACAUCCAGACACAGCCUCGAAUGGAAGUUCCUGUUUUUAGAUCACAGAGCUUCACCAAUCAUCGGCUAUUUACCCUUUGAGGUUCUUGGGACUUCUGGCUAUGAUUACUAUCAUGUGGACGACUUGGAGCUUAUAGCCCAGUGUCAUAAGCAGCUAAUGCAGUUUGGAAAGGGUAAAUCCUGCUACUAUCGCUUCCUGACCAAAGGUCAGCAGUGGAUUUGGAUGCAGACUCACUACUACAUCACUUACCACCAGUGGAACUCCAAACCUGAGUUCAUUGUCUGCACUCACACUGUUGUCAGUUAUGCUGAAGUGCGAGCUGAAAGGAGGAGAGCGUUUGGCUUUGAAGAGCUGUCUCCACCUGAGAUAGCUCCCUCUUCAGUGAAGGCCCAGGAGCUGUACUUGGACAUCUGCUCCACGCUGGACCCUCCGCGGGAAAGAAACAGCGGUGCACGUUCGGUAUCCUCCCACAGCUCCCGGAAGUCCUCCCACACAGCGAUGUCCGACUCUGCAUCAGCUAACUCCUACACAGAGGCCUGCACACCAUCAUGGCAGUCUGCUUCCGUCGCGACAGAGAAGACAUCCGCCAGACUCCAACCCAGUAGUUCAAAGAAUUUGGCACAAAGAAAAAAUUCCUUUGACCUCGUACCCCAACUGAGCCUCCCCCUUUCUCCUACCUGCAGCAAGCACUCCGCAAUGCAACAGCAAACACAGCAGCAGCAGCAGUCAUCUCCCAUGUAUCAGCUGCAGCAGCCUCAGCUCUGUGUAAUGAACCAGCUGAAGGAGCAGCUGGAGGAGAGGACGCGCAUUCUGCAAGCUGACAUUAAGACGCAGCAGCAGGAGCUGCACGACAUUAAGGAGAAGCUUCACCUCGCUAAUCUCCAGGUGUUGUUACAGCAGCCUAUCCACAAUGACUUUGGCCAGGCCCAGCAGCAGCAGCAGCAGCAGCAACAACAGCAGCAGCAGCAGCAGCAGCAGCAGCAGCAGCCACAGCAGAGCCAAUCAGGGGUCAUCAGGCAGCUCUCGGGCCACCCUAAAGCACCGUCCUGCGGGGCCCACAGCUCAUCCCCUCACUCCCUCCUGAGAGAGAACAGCUCGCCCUCGACGCAGGUCCAGCAGAGGAUUGCACGGAGCGAGCAGGCACAGUCGGCGAGCGUGCCCGUGCAGACGAGCACGAGCGUGACGAUGCCCUUCUACAGCAACCCCAUGAUGUUCUCUCAGACCAACACGAGGUCUCUGCAGGACGCAAACCAAAGACACACAGACAGCGAGUUCAACCAAGAUGGACAACUACGCAGCAUGCUCCUAAACCAGCCAAUGCAGACGCUGGUUCCCACUAGCAGCGUCACCACGCAGCCUUCCCAGUGCAACAUGGGCAUCUCUCAAACCAUUUCUCCGUUGUGCCGUCCGAACAGAUACACCUUGGAGCAGCAGAUCAUCGCCCCGUCGUUCGCCAUGCAGCAGGUCAACUGCAACGCCGUCCUCGUGCCCUCCCCGGUCUUCACGUCCCCCAUAAUGAUCCCACACAACAGUUUCAUUGCAAACCAGUCCCAGUCGGCCUACCAAACCCAGCCUCAGGCUUCUCAGCACUCCCUGCAGCUACAGCAGCCCCAGCAGUUCUUUCAGAUGGCUCAAGGACUCGUACACGGUGGAUCUACUCCAGCAUUCUUACACACCACUAAUGUCCAACAGCAAAGCACUGUGGGAUACAUCCAGCAGCAGCAGCAGCAGCAGCAACAAACACAGCAGCUGCCGCAAGCACAACAGCAACAGGCGCAACAGCAACAAAGGCAAUACCAACAUUCCCAAAACCAGACUGGCAGUGUUUCAGACUUCCGAAAUAUGCUGACUCGGUAGCGCUGCGGACCGUGUUAGAGCGCUGAGAUCUCCCUCUGUGUUGUCGCCGUGUAGGCGGCAGCACGUUUGUGGCAUUCGGAAGUCGAAACCCGACGUCAAGUUGUGCGGCGGGGAAAUGCCUGAAAGUGGCUAAAUUGCUUCUAGUGACCUUAAUGUUGAUGUGAAGCCGCCCGUUCAGAUGAAGCCGGUUCUUGUACAUCACUGGAGCGAAGCAGAGAUUGCACUGACCCGGCGUCACCUGCAGGAUCCGAGGAGAGUCUGAGGUGCUGGGCCCUUCAUCGCCGGCCCACGUCACACUCAGUGAAACUGCUGGAAACAAGUGGAUUAUCAAAGCUCUCAAGAAGACACCACUUUCACAUGUUUCCAUGUGGAAGUUUUUCAUCUAAGAGAGUUUCCUUCUAAGUGUCUGUUUGCACUUUGGUACCGCCCCCCUACCCAAAGGUAGAAUAUUUAUUUUUGCCCAUGAAUUAAUCUUCUAUUUUCCUCACUAAUAAUGGCUCGACACCCCUCCCCAGUGUCAAACAAUCAUCACCCCUGGUCCAGAUUUUUAGCUCCAGUAGAAAUGGUUCAUCUCAUAAAAGGGAUUUGUGUACAUGGGAACUCCACACCAAUGUUUAUUUCAUUUGGCAGACAUCACAAGUCGCUCCCAUUUCAUCCAUAAAACAGUUUACUUGCAGGUAUGUUCAUGGUCACUAGAAAGGGGCUUUAUUGUGAAACAUGCACCGGUGAGAUGACAAAAGUCAUAUCUGAAAUCAGGUUCGGUAAGAAUUUAAAUACACUGGGAUAUUAGGGGGAAUAUUCUCCAAUUAUUAGAAAGGUCUAUCUAGAUUUUUAAAGCCUCAAUCUGGGACUGCAGAAGGGACGCAACAACCGUCCCACCACUUCUCACUGAGAGAGACAACAAAGCUCUGAAGUCCUGAUUUAAGGCGCUUCCGAUGAGCUCUGCAGUGAAACGAGCUACCAGAGGGGGAGAAUAAUUUGUGCCUUUAACCGUUGGUUCGUCCACGGUGCGGUUUGAUGGUUGUGUCUGAUUACGGCUUUAAAAAUCCAGCUCAGGUCCACUUGGAAUACAAAGUUUAUAUUUUCAUAGGUCAUAAUUUAUUAUUUUCCGCAUCAGAUUUAAAACAAAUGGCAUCUAGAUUUUGUAACGGAUGUAUUAUGAAUAUAUAUUUGGGUGCUUUUCGCAACCUUUACAUCAGUUAAGUCCAAAUGAUAGUAGCUAAUAAGAUUCAUUUAACUAUUUACUGAAACCCCUAAAUCACUUCAUGUUUAUUUAUUACAUAUAUAUUUGGAAAAAAAAUAUAUGGGAUUAAGAAACUAGUUUUAUACACAAAGACUCUAAUGGAUUUCACGUGUUCAUUUAGACAUUGAAAGGUCAACGCUGGUCUUAAUGUCUUACCCAACCUGGGUUAAUGGUUCAAUGCAAGAACAGGUGGCUCAUAGUAGUUUUCCGCACAACAAUACAACAAAGUGUUGCAGAAAGUGGAAGCUUGGUGAUUGAAACAUCUUGGAAAUGAUUUGGGAGAAAUUCUCCCUGCUACCUGGAUAUCUGUGAACAGUAUUACUUUGUUUAUUCUGCAUUCCUGUUUAUUCUGGUAUUAUUUGUUUUUGUUGGGUUUAUUCAACCAUCUGAGAUUUCACUAAAUGUAACGCUCUAAUAGUGACCAAAUGAGCUCAUUUACAAGAAAAAACAAUACAUCGUUUCCUGCUAUGAAUGUGAUCUCAUCGAAAAAAACUAAAAUACCGAGAGCAGAUUUAAUUUUCACUGAAAAUGUAGAAUUAUUGUUCAUAGGGCUGCAACUAAUUAUUACUUUCACAAUCAAUUAAUCUGCCGAUUAUUUUCUAGAUUAAUCUAUUAAUCGUCUGGUCUAUAAAUUGACAGAGAAAUCCCAGUUUCUCAAAAUCAAAGGUAAUAUCUUUAAAUGUCUUGUUUUGUCAGUCCACAUAUAUUCAGUUUAACAUGAUAUAAAACAGAGAAAAGCAGGAAAUCUCCAUAUUUGAGGUUAAAAACAGCAUUUUCUGCCACUUUUGCAUGAAAAAUUACUUUAACGAUUAAUCGAUUAUCAAAAUAGUUGGCGAUUAUUUUUCUGUCGAUUUGAUUAGUCGACUAAUUGUUGCAGUGAUAACAAAAAACACUACAUUUGACAUCAUUUUAACAUUGAAUGUUGAUUCAUCUGAAAGCCAGUCCUGUCAGUAUUUCAAGAUGUUACAAUCUUCUUUUCAUACUGUGCUUUUUCUAUGACAAUCGUUUUGAGUCCAUCAUAUUUUGAGAGAUUCUUUGGUGAAAGCAAUAUUGUGCCGCUGCUAAUCAGCUCUUGUAACUGCCCUGCUAUCUCACACAGUCAUUCUGAAUAUAAAAAAGUAAGCGGACGAUAACAGUGAGACUGCAGCGCUGCGAUAAUGGUGAGAUGACAGUUGUAGGGGCUACAACUAACGAUUAUUUUCAUUGUCGAUUAAUCUGUCGAUUAUUUUCUCAAUUAAUGAAUGAGUUGUUUAGUCUAUAAAAUGUCAGAAAACGGUUAAAAAUUACUAUCAGUGUUUCCCAAAGCCCAAGACGACGACCAAUUAAUCGAUUAUCAAAAUAGUUGCCGAUUAAUUUAAUAGUUGACUACUAAUUGAUUAAUGGUUGCAGCUAUAGACAGUUGUAACAGAAAGAGGUUUGGAGUGUGCUGGUGAAGCCGGAUUAGCAGUUGAAUGACAUCCAGGAAGAAAACGCACUUAAACUUAAUGACAAUCAGACAACUUGUAACAGUAAACUCUUCAGAAGCUGCCUGCGUCAGAGUCUGACUUCAUCUUUUGAAUUUAAAAAUCUAUCUUUACAUUUGUUCCCGGGUUACAUAGUUGUUUCCAGCUCCGCAGGAAAACCAGUUUCUCUUGACUCAGUGUUUCAGUGUUUCAGCAGCCCUUCACGCUCAAUAAUAUGACAGUUUGGUCUCAGCUGUAACACAUUCAAGUUAGCGGCGUCAUAGUCCCUUUCAAGACUGGUGCUGUUCAUAGCGGACGACAAGGCAACUGUCUGAACGUGUACGUUCACUGCCGAUUUACACUUUCCUAUGUGCAAUGUCAAUUUGAAAAAUAAGAAUGUUAAUUUAUACUGUUUUAAAUGUUUCACAACAAAUGUACGAUGUAUAUAUAUAGAGGUGUAUAAUAAGCCAUUGUACCAUGUAAAUUCUAUGGAAGUAUUUUUUUAAUGAAAAUGUCCUAACAUUCCUCCAGCCGUUGAUAUCAGCAGUAUCUUCUUUUUUUUUUUUUAAAGGUAUCAGAUGGGAAUGUGGUGCAGAGUAGUCCCCAAAACGUGACAACAAAACAGAAACUGUGGAGUAAAGGGUCGUAAUGUUCACCGUGAUCAUGAAAAAAGAUUAAGUGAAGAAUCUGAAUCCUUUUGUUCUCGUCAAGCAGGAACAGCUGUCCAGCUGUGUGGUCUUUAUAGUUCAGCCAAAAGUGACUGAAGUUAACCUGCAAGUUUCAGUUUAAUGACUUUCAGUUGUUUAGCUUUUAAGAAAAAGUGCAAUUGUACAUCAUCAUCAAAAUCAGUUUUUUUUAGAUGGCUGAGGGAAUCUCAGUCUCCCUUUGUGUAUUUACUGUACAUCCACAUUUGGUAUAGCAACAGUAACCAUAUAAGUUCUGCUCAGCCAGGAACUCAGAGGUGCCAUAGAUGACUAUAUUUUUUACUUUCUCAAUUUUAUUUCAAUCACUGAAAGACAUUUUUUUUUUGGAAAAUUCAUAAUUUUCAACCUUUCAGUCAAUCGCAGUGUAAUUUCCCCUUGAGAUUGUUUUCCAUCUCAGAAGAUUUCAGUCCAUGUUUGUGUCCAAAAUGACCGUUAUCAUGCUGUUAUUUGCCUUGCAAAGGUGAUCGCGGGGCUCAAUAAACUGUGAGUGAAUCAUGUUGAGAUGGUUCAUGCAUUGUGCUCCAGAUGUGGGUUACAUUAUUUUGCUUCGGAAAAAUCACCCAGUCUCCGCCACAUGUUUGGAUGCAAGAUGAUUUGUUUUUUUUUUAGGUGUGUAUUGCUUCACAGACGUUAUUGUAAAUAACCCAUCUGCUCUGUCGGUACCGUUUGUCUUGUUCCCAGCAGUAGUUACCACACCUUUUUGUUUUUUUUUCCCUUCAACUUUCUGAGUGCUUUUCUUCUUCAUGGGGUUUUUCAUUGAGUGUCAUUGUUUUUGAAGGCAUGUGAUUUUAAUCACAUUUCACUUUUCUGAUUUGUAAAAUAGUGACUGAUCACCUUAAAUGUAAGCGUGAGCAGUCCGAUCAAUGCUUUCUGUGUCAGGACAUGAACAAAACAAACUUGGUGCACAGCCAUUUCUGCAGUUUCAGUGCAGAAACAAACAUUGAAUAUAUUGUAUAAUAGAAUGUAAAAAAAAGUUUAGACUAUAUAUAUAUAUAUAUAUAUAUAUAUAUAGUUGUUUAUUUUAUAUGUCUAAUAGAUUAUAUAUGUAUGUUACAUGAUUUUAAAAUUAAAGUAAUUUUGUAACAGAUAAUGAAGUGUCUUAUUAGAGGCGGUGAGGCUUUUUUUUUUUUGCGUUUCAAGUUGGUGUUGCACAGUCACUUGUAUGGCUUGUUUUCUUUCUGUAUUUACCAUCAAAAUAAGCUUUAAAAAAUAUCGUUAAUAUUGUUUUAAAAGAAAUUAACAAAUUAAGUUUACAUUCUAAAAUAUCUUGAUAUUAAUUAUGUUAUAUUGAAUUAUUUAUAAAUCAACCUGGAUAUUGUGAAAUAUUUGAAAAUAAAUAUUUUUAAACAUA